UUCGCCAGUCUCACUCGCGGUAGCGCACUCAGUCAGUCCGCAGCUGAAAAUUCUAGCUUCGUCCCUCGUCCUUCCUUUGCAUGUCAAUCAGCGUCCGAAAUGGACAAAAUGGAUUUGCGCAGCCGAAAGCUGAAGAGGGCGAACGAGGCGGCCUCGGGCAGUGCGCCUGACAAGAAGCGGCCGGUGCGCUCGGAGCCCCACGAAGCCGAGGCCCGCCGACCCCGCGGCGACCUCUUGGCCGUCAACAGCGGUGCGCACUGGUGGCGCUCCGCGGUCAUCUAUCAAAUUUACCCGCGCUCUUUCAAAGACACGACGGCAAACGGCAUUGGAGAUAUCAAUGGAAUUCGCUCAAAGCUGCAAUACAUCGCCAGCCUUGGCGUGAAUGCUGUUUGGCUCUCGCCGGUUUUCAAGUCACCGAUGAAAGACUUUGGUUAUGACAUCUCGGACUACAAGGACGUCGACCCUUUAUUUGGAAACCUCAAGGACAUGAAGGCAUUGAUUGAUGAAAUGCACUUUUUAGGGCUCAAACUAAUUCUGGAUCUGGUUCCCAGUCAUUCGAGUGACCAGCAUGAAUGGUUCAUCAAAUCAGUUAAAAAAGAGGAGCCCUAUGCAGAUUACUAUGUGUGGGCCAAGCCGAAGAACGCAACCCAACUGAACAAAGAGGGUGUCAUUCCAGAGCCACCAAAUAAUUGGGUGAGCGUAUUUGGUGGGUCGGCUUGGGAAUACAGUCCGGAGCGGAAGGAGUUUUACUUGCAUCAGUUUGCAAAGGAGCAGCCUGAUUUGAACUUCAGGAAUCCGAGAGUGGUUCACGAAAUGAAGCAAGUUUUGAGAUUUUGGCUACAAAUGGGCGUCGAUGGAUUCAGAAUUGAUGCUGUGCCGCAUUUAUUCGAGGAUCAAGAAUUAAGGGAUGAGCCGCGAUCAGAAAAGGAGGACGCUCAAGAGGGCGAAUACGACUUCUUGGACCACAUUUACACACAUGGCCUUCCAGAAGUUUUUGAGAUCAUGCACGAGUUUCGGAAAGUUAUGGAUGCGUAUGCAGAGAAGACGGAUAAAAUUCCAAGGCUCCUGCUAGCAGAAGUCUAUGAUUCCGUAGAAAACACGAUGAAGUAUUACGGAGAGCACGACCAACCACUAGUUGAUUUCCCAUUCAACUUUCUGUUUGUUGGCGAACUCGACCGGAAUCCCACCGCAGCCCACCUUAAAGAGCUGAUCGACCGUUGGAUGGACGCAUUACCAGCAGGGGCUUGCCCUAACUGGGUGCUCGGAAACCACGACAAGGGAAGGGUGGCCUCCAGAAUCGGGCUUCACUACAUUGACAGUUUAAACAUGGUCACUCUUCUCCUUCCCGGAGUGGCAUUUACUUAUUACGGGGAAGAAAUCGGCAUGGAGGACGUCAACCUGACCUGGGACCAGACAGUCGACCCUGCUGGCCGAAACGCGGGAAUUGACAAUUUUCUCAAGGCCUCCAGAGACCCUGCCAGGAGUCCCAUGCAGUGGAACAUCAAUAAGAAUGCUGGUUUUUCCGAGAGCAUUUCCACUUGGUUGCCAGUGAAUCAGAAUUACUUAAACGGGGUGAAUGUGGAGGACCAAGAGGAUAGACCGUCACAUUUGCAGAUCUACCGAGCCCUUGUGAAGUUGCGCCAGAGCGAGACGUUCUUAAAGGGCGGUUUGCAAACAGAAGUUCUGAAUGAGGGAAAAGUAUUUGCCAUGUCCAGAAUACACGGAGAUUCUGGAAUAUUGGUGGCAGUAAAUUUAUCCAACGAACGCCUCACUGCUAAUCUCACAAAUUUGGAGCAGAUACCUGAGGAUUUGAGCAUUUACUUGAGCACCAAGCAAGAAUUGAAUGCAACUGCCGUAAAAAGUGCAAGCGUCAAGUUAGCACCGCACCAGGCCGAUGUCCUCAUCUUCAAAGUGGAAGUUUGAAAGAGAUUUUUUAAUGCAGUAUUUUACAUUUUUAAUAUUUACUUCAAUUCCAUCAUAAUUGAUUUUGUAAUUGUUUGUUACUGUUUUAAAUAAAUAAAAAGUACGGACGAAACCAGUUCAAUUAUUUUA
This is a messenger RNA of Neocloeon triangulifer, 2052 nucleotides long. Its product is annotated as maltase 1-like. The record is from RefSeq and is a predicted model, not a curated record. Gene Ontology annotation, biological process: carbohydrate metabolic process. Lineage: Eukaryota; Metazoa; Arthropoda; Insecta; Ephemeroptera; Baetidae. The transcript has 10 exons. Bases 100 to 1923 code for a protein of 607 amino acids.